This is a messenger RNA of Trematosphaeria pertusa, 1494 nucleotides long. RefSeq names its product FAD/NAD(P)-binding domain-containing protein. The transcript has 5 exons. The coding region runs from base 1 to 1494 and encodes 497 amino acids. The record is from RefSeq and is a predicted model, not a curated record. Gene Ontology annotation, molecular function: monooxygenase activity. Gene Ontology annotation, biological process: secondary metabolite biosynthetic process. NCBI's taxonomy places the organism in Eukaryota, Fungi, Ascomycota, Dothideomycetes, Pleosporales, Trematosphaeriaceae.
AUGCCUCACGCGCUAACAUCCCGCGACUCCACCAUGGAACCUAGACCAGUUGGUUCUUACGAGCCAACUGGGAUAGACGUGCUCAUUAUUGGAACAGGCCUCGCAGGCCUGGUAGCUGCACUCGAAUGCGUGCGCAAAGGACACAAUGUGAGGGUGCUGGAGCGGAACGCCAGCAUCAACACGGCCGGCGACAUGUACUUCAUGGGCCUAAGUGCGACGCGCUUCUUCAAGCAUUGGCCCGAACUGCGGAAAGAAUACCAGCAGAUCUCGCUGCACAACGCUUGGAUCGAGACUUUCAAGCACAACGGCGAAGUCAUGAUUCCCCCAAAGAAGGUCGCGGACCGACUGCGUGCCCAGGGCCUGGAUCCCGAUACCCCGCCUGGCGAGUUCCAGAUGCGCCCGCUCGUGUACAAGAUGUUUGUGAACGCCGUGGAAAAGCUCGGCGUCAACGUCGAAUUCAAUCGCAAGGUUAUGGACUACUUUGAGGACGAGGAGACUGGCAAAGGUGGCUGCACGACAGAGGACGGCAAACGGUACGAGGCUGAUGUCGUUAUUGCGGCUGAUGGCGUUGGUUCGAAGAGCCAGAAGCUGGUGGGUGGGCAGGUCCGCGCUAUGCCUUCUGGGCGGGCGAUGUGGCGUGCUGCGUUCCCGAUUGAGCAUCUGGAUAAGAAUCCAGAGGUGAAGGAAUUCUUCAAGAUGAUGCCGAAUAAGGAGCCCAUUGUGAGGACAUGGCUCGGCCCUUCUACCUACGCGCUGACCUUGACCCGCGAAGAUGUAAUGGUCUGGAUCAUGAACCACGACGUAACCGGCACCGAGAAGGAGAGCUGGAACAACACCAUUGACGCCGACGAAGUGCUACAAGGCAUGGACGAGAUGCCCGGCAUGCAAACCAACAAAUGGGCGCCCAUCUUCAAAGAGCUCGUCAAAGUCACGCCCCCCAACACCAUCGUCAACUUCGAACUCCUCUGGCGCGAUCCCCAGCCCAGCUGGACCUCCCCCGGCGCGCGCGUCAUCCAGAUCGGCGACGCCGCGCACUCGUACCUCCCUGCCUCCGGGAACGGUGCCACGCAGGCCAUCGAAGACGCCAUCUCAAUAGCCUCCUGCCUGCAAAUCGGCGGCAAGCAAAACAUCCCCCAGUCCGUCCGCACACACAUCCGCUUCCGUUUCAUCCGCAACGCCUGCGCGCAAAAACUCGGCUUCGCCAACGCCGAGCUGCUGCAAGACACCGACUGGGACAAAGUCGCGCUCGACCCGCGCCGCGCCGCGCCCAAGCUGCCCAGGUGGGUGUGGGCGCACGAUCCGGAGGCGUAUGCGUACGCGAACUACUGGAAGGCGGUGCGGAGUAUGGAGAGGGGUGUGGAUAUGCGAGAUGAGGUGGGCUUUGAGCCGAAUUAUCCGAGGGGGUAUCGGUAUGAGCCCUGGAGUAUUGAGGAGAUUAUGAGGGAUAGGAGGGCGGGGAGGAGGGUUGAGCUGGGGAGCGGGGAGUGGGAGUAG